GGAAUUGCAUUUUAUGAAAAAGAAGAAUUUUCUGCAAGUAUCAUAUCUAAGUGCACUUUUUGCUGAAUGCAUCAUUUCUAAUUUUACAGCUGUAACCCUUGGACUAGAAGCUGCAAUACUGAACUCUAUACGAUGCAUUAGGGUAUUGAAGGAAAUUAAUUUCUGAAUUAAGUAUUUGGAAUAUAAGGAAGAAAAGGUGACUAAAAAUGGGGCGGAAGAAAAUACAGAUCACACGCAUAAUGGAUGAAAGGAAUCGACAGGUCACUUUUACAAAGAGAAAGUUUGGAUUGAUGAAGAAAGCCUAUGAACUUAGUGUGCUCUGUGACUGUGAAAUAGCACUCAUCAUUUUCAACAGCUCUAACAAACUGUUUCAGUAUGCCAGCACUGAUAUGGACAAAGUUCUUCUCAAGUACACAGAAUAUAAUGAACCUCAUGAAAGCAGAACCAACUCGGAUAUUGUUGAGGCUCUGAACAAGAAGGAACACAGAGGGUGCGACAGCCCAGACCCUGAUACUUCCUAUGUGCUAACUCCACAUACAGAAGAAAAGUAUAAAAAAAUUAAUGAGGAAUUUGAUAAUAUGAUGCGGAAUCAUAAAAUCGCACCUGGUUUGCCACCUCAAAACUUCUCGAUGUCAGUCACAGUCCCUGUGACCAGCCCUAAUGCUUUGUCCUACACUAACCCAGGGAGCUCACUUGUGUCCCCAUCUUUGGCAGCCAGCUCAGCACUAGCAGAUUCAAGCAUGCUCUCUCCACCUCAAGCCACAUUACACAGAAACGUGUCCCCUGGAGCCCCACAGAGACCACCCAGUACUGGUAAUUCAGGUGGGAUGUUGAGCACUUCAGACCUCACAGUGCCAAAUGGAGCUGGAAGCAGUCCAGUGGGAAAUGGAUUUGUAAAUUCAAGAGCUUCUCCAAAUUUAAUUGGAACUACAGGUGCAAAUAGUCUAGGCAAAGUUAUGCCUACAAAAUCUCCCCCUCCUCCAGGUGGUGGCAGUCUUGGAAUGAACAAUAGAAAACCAGAUCUUCGAGUUGUCAUCCCCCCUUCCAGCAAGGGCAUGAUGCCGCCACUGUCGGAGGAAGAGGAAUUGGAGUUGAAUACCCAAAGGAUAAGCAGUUCUCAAGCCACUCAAGCCCUCGCCACCCCGGUCGUGUCUGUGACCACCCCGAGCCUGCCCCCCCAGGGGCUCGUGUACUCGGCCAUGCCGACUGCCUACAACACCGAUUACUCGCUGACUAGUGCAGACCUGUCAGCCCUGCAGGGCUUCAGUUCCCCAGGGAUGCUGUCUCUGGGGCCGGUGUCCGCCUGGCAGCAGCACCAUCUAGGACAAGCAGCCCUCAGCUCUCUGGUUGCUGGAGGGCAGUUAUCUCAGGGUUCGAAUUUAUCCAUUAAUACCAACCAAAACAUCAACAUUAAGUCAGAACCAAUUUCACCUCCUCGGGAUCGAAUGACCCCAUCAGGCUUCCAGCAGCAGCCACAACAACAGUCACAACCCCCCCAGCCCCAGGCCCAGCCCCGGCAGGAGAUGGGGCGCUCUCCUGUGGACAGUCUGAGCAGCUCAAGCAGCUCCUACGAUGGCAGUGACCGAGAGGAUCCGCGGGGCGACUUCCAUUCUCCGAUUGUGCUUGGCCGACCGCCGAACGCUGAGGACAGAGAAAGCCCUUCCGUAAAGCGAAUGAGGAUGGAUGCAUGGGUGACCUAAGGUGUCCAGGCUGGUAUUUAUAAUUUGUGUUACUGCAGUGAACUGCCCUACAUAUCUAAAUUGGUAAAUACGAACAUGAGUUAAACAUAUUUAUAUGUACAUACAUAUAUAUCCCUUUACAUAUAUAUGUAUGUAGGUGUGAGUGUGAGUGUGCGUGAGUGUUGCAUACACAGAAUCAGGCACCUACCUGCAAACUCCUUGUUGAUCUGCGGACGUGCGUCCCAAGGCAAACGAAGCACCCCGCAGCAGAGUCUAGUCUGGCACUUCCUUGGACUACUUGUUUCGUAAGAUAGCCAGUUUUUGCCGAGAAACAUGUACCCCGUAUAUAAUUCUCCCACACUAGCUUGCAGAAAUCUAGAGGGCCCCCUACUUGUUUUAUUUAACUGUGCGGUGACUGUAGUUACUUAAGAAAAAUGCUUUGUAGAACAGAGCAGUAGAAAAGCAGGAACCAAGAAAGCAAUACUGUACAUAAAGUCAUUUAUAUUACUCACCCAACCUGGCAUGGGUCUCUAUUGCAGAGGGGUGCAUGGGAAAGGGCUGUUGAUACUAAAAACAAACAAACAAAAAAAAACACAAAAAAAGGAAAAAAACCCACACAUAACUGUUUGCACGUGCAAAAAUGUAUUGGGUCAAAGAAGUGAUCUUUAGCUAAUAAAGAGAGAAUAGAAAACACGCAUGAGAUAUUCAGAAAAUACUAGCCUAGAAAUAUAGAGCAUUAACAAAAUAAAUUAAUAUAUUAAGUUAAAAUUGGAAUAUGUCAGAAGUUUCUUUUUACAUUGAUAUCUUAAAAAUUAAACUGAUUUUAGCUCAUGUAUAUUUUAUAUGAAAGAAAACACCCUUAUGAAUUGAUGACUAUAUAUAAAAUUAUAUUCACUACUUUUGAACACAUUCUGCUAUGAAUUAUUUAUAUAAGCCAAAGCUGUAUGUUGUAACUUUUUUUUUUAAAGAGAAUAGCUUU
Condylura cristata (star-nosed mole) is the source of this 2658-nucleotide messenger RNA. RefSeq names its product myocyte enhancer factor 2A (gene MEF2A). The transcript is spliced from 11 exons. Gene Ontology annotation, biological process: positive regulation of transcription by RNA polymerase II; cell differentiation; heart development. Lineage: Eukaryota; Metazoa; Chordata; Mammalia; Eulipotyphla; Talpidae. The coding region runs from base 207 to 1700 and encodes 497 amino acids. The record is from RefSeq and is a predicted model, not a curated record. Gene Ontology annotation, molecular function: DNA-binding transcription factor activity, RNA polymerase II-specific; protein dimerization activity; RNA polymerase II cis-regulatory region sequence-specific DNA binding.